Messenger RNA from Dermatophagoides farinae (American house dust mite), 1725 nucleotides. RefSeq names its product innexin inx2. NCBI's taxonomy places the organism in Eukaryota, Metazoa, Arthropoda, Arachnida, Sarcoptiformes, Pyroglyphidae. Gene Ontology annotation, biological process: phototransduction. The record is from RefSeq and is a predicted model, not a curated record. Gene Ontology annotation, molecular function: gap junction channel activity. Gene Ontology annotation, cellular component: plasma membrane; gap junction.
AUUUUUUUCACGCCAACAUUCAUUGAUUUUUUUCCACUAUUAGUGAUCAAUCUAUACAUCAUCAAAUUAAUCAAAUAUGUUUCAAUUAUUUGGUUCGUUGAAACAAUUUGUUAAACCACAAAGCUGUGUAAUUGAUAAUCACAUUUAUCGAUUACAUUAUAAAGCUACCGUACUCAUAUUGGUUGCAUUCUCAUUGAUGGUCACAGCUCGUCAAUAUUUUGGUGAUCCAAUCGACUGUAUCUCUCGGGACGAUAUUCCACCAAAUCUUCUCGAUACUUAUUGUUGGAUCCAUACAACAUUCUCUAUAGAGAAUGCAUGGAAAAAACGUGUCGGUGAAGAGGUGCCAUAUCCGGGUGUGGAUAAAACUACACCAAACGAGAAACGCGUCUAUCAUGCCUACUAUCAAUGGGUCUGUUUUGUGCUGUUCUUCCAAGCGUUAGCUUUUUGUGUUCCUCGUUAUCUAUGGAAAGCAUUUGAAGGUGGCCUUGUUAAGAAUCUUAUGCUUGGCUUAGAUCGUCCUAUUCUUCCUGAAGAUGAUCGAGUUCGAAAUAUAGAUCUUGUUUCCUAUUACCUUUAUCGUAAUAAAAAACUUCACAAUACAUUAUUCCUCGUCCAUACAAUCACCGAAGUGCUCAACAUGUUCAACGUCAUUAUCCAAAUGAUGGUAAUGGAUCGAUUUUUGGGCGGCGAAUUCUCCAGCUAUGGCUGGGAAGUUCUUAACUUUACCGAAUGGGAUUGGUCUGUUCGUUUUGAUCCAAUGAUAAAAGUAUUUCCACGAUUGACCAAAUGUACAUUCCAUCGUUAUGGUUCAUCUGGUGAUGUUCAACGACAUGAUGCCAUGUGCAUUUUACCAAUCAACAUUGUAAAUGAAAAAAUCUACAUAUUCUUGUGGUUCUGGUUUUAUUUUAUGGCCAUUGCUAGCGCACUUGGUUUAUUGUAUCGUGCAAUGACCAUUUUAUAUCCAGGUAUUCGUGUGAUGGCCACACAUUCACAUUGUCGUAUUGUUAAUCCAGAUUUGAUUCGUAAUGUUCUUCAUUCUGGCCAAGUUGGCGAUUGGUUUCUUAUUGAUUUGAUUGCUAAAAAUAUUGAUCCAAUCAAUUUUCGCGAUCUAUUAAUCGAUCUGGAUCGUAAAUUAGGAAUGGAAAUUAAAGAUAGUAAAAAUGGUAUGUAGAAAAAAAAAUCAUCAAGAUAAAAUCCCGAAUUCGUAAUAUCAAAUCGCGCCAACUUUACAUUCUUGCACGACGAUCAAUUCCAAUAACAAAAAUGAUAAUAGUAAUAUUGUUGAACCACGAUAAAACGACCAAAAAAAAAAAAAAAAAAAUGAAAAAAUAAUGAAGAAAAGGAUCUCCAAUCUCUCGCUUUUUAACACAAACACACACACACAUACAUACAACUACACUAAACUCCUACUUUAUAAACCAAAAAAAAAAAAAAAAAAAAAAGCCGAUAAGGACCCAUUAAAACAAUCAACUAAUAAGGCCAUAAUAUGUUGGGUCAUUUUUUUCAUCAUUAUCAUCAUCAUAAUCAUCAUUGCCAUUAUAAUUUUUCUUCAAAUAUCUAAAUACACACACACACACACACACACACUUGUGAUUAAUACAACCAUGCCCAUAUAUUAUCGUUCCAUAUAUUUUCUACCCUUUUUUUUAUCUGUGUCGAUAAAUAUGGACAUGACAUAUUUAACACAAUCAAUUUGAAUGCUAAAAAUCCAUUUUAUAUAUUGAA